This is a messenger RNA of Pipistrellus nathusii (Nathusius's pipistrelle), 4191 nucleotides long. NCBI's taxonomy places the organism in Eukaryota, Metazoa, Chordata, Mammalia, Chiroptera, Vespertilionidae. The record is from the annotation of a GenBank genome assembly.
AUGCCGGCCUACUUCCAGAGGCCGGAAAAUGCCCUCAAACGCGCCAACGAAUUUCUUGAGGUUGGCAAAAAGCAACCUGCUUUGGAUGUUCUUUAUGAUGUUAUGAAAAGCAAGAAACAUAGAACAUGGCAGAAAAUACACGAACCAAUCAUGUUGAAAUACUUGGAACUUUGUGUGGAUCUUCGCAAAAGCCAUUUGGCUAAAGAAGGAUUAUACCAGUAUAAGAACAUUUGUCAACAGGUGAACAUCAAAUCUCUAGAGGAUGUCGUGAGGGCAUAUUUGAAAUUGGCAGAGGAAAAAACUGAAGCAGCUAAAGAAGAAUCCCAGCAGAUGGUCUUAGACAUAGAAGAUCUGGAUAAUAUUCAAACUCCUGAGAGUGUUCUCCUAAGUGCUGUAAGUGGCGAAGACACUCAGGAUCGUACUGACAGGUUACUUUUAACUCCAUGGGUUAAAUUCCUGUGGGAAUCAUACAGACAGUGUUUGGACCUUCUUCGAAACAAUUCUAGAGUAGAGCGUCUCUACCAUGAUAUUGCCCAACAAGCUUUCAAAUUCUGCCUCCAGUACACCCGGAAGGCUGAAUUCCGUAAGCUGUGUGACAAUUUGAGAAUGCACUUGUCUCAGAUUCAACGCCACCACAAUCAAAGUACAGCAAUCAACCUUAACAAUCCAGAGAGCCAGUCUAUGCAUUUGGAGACCAGGCUUGUUCAGUUGGACAGUGCUAUCAGCAUGGAGUUGUGGCAGGAAGCAUUCAAAGCUGUUGAAGACAUUCAUGGACUAUUCUCUUUAUCUAAAAAACCACCUAAACCUCAGUUGAUGGCAAAUUACUAUAACAAAGUCUCAACUGUCUUUUGGAAAUCUGGAAAUGCUCUUUUUCAUGCGUCUACGCUCCAUCGUCUUUACCAUCUAUCUAGAGAAAUGAGAAAGAAUCUUACCCAAGAAGAGAUGCAAAGAAUGUCUACUAGAGUGCUUUUGGCUACUCUUUCCAUCCCUAUCACCCCUGAGCGUACUGAUAUUGCUCGACUUCUGGAUAUGGAUGGUAUCAUAGUUGAAAAACAACGUCGCCUUGCAACACUGCUAGGUCUUCAAGCCCCACCAACACGAAUUGGUCUUAUUAACGAUAUGGUCAGAUUCAAUGUACUACAAUACGUUGUCUCGGAAGUGAAAGACCUUUACAAUUGGUUGGAAGUAGAAUUUAACCCCCUAAAACUCUGUGAGAGAGUCACAAAGGUUCUAAAUUGGGUUAAGGACCAACCUGAAAAGGAACCAGAGCUGCAGCAGUAUGUCCCACAGCUGCAAAACAACACCAUCCUCCGUCUUCUGCAGCAGGUGGCACAAAUUUAUCAGAGCAUUGAGUUUUCUCGUUUGACUUCUCUGGUUCCUUUUGUUGAUGCUUUCCAAUUGGAACGUGCUAUCGUAGAUGCAGCCAGGCACUGCGACCUGCAGGUUCGUAUUGACCACACUUCUCGGACCCUUAGUUUUGGAUCUGAUUUGAAUUAUGCUACUCGAGAAGAUGCUCCACUUGGUCCUUAUUUGCAAAGUAUGCCUUCGGAACAGAUAAGAAACCAGCUGACAGCCAUGUCCUCAGUACUCGCAAAAGCACUUGAAGUCAUUAAACCAGCUCAUAUAUUGCAAGAGAAAGAAGAACAACACCAGUUGGCUGUUACUGCAUACCUUAAAAAUUCACGGAAAGAGCAUCAGCGUAUCCUUGCUCGCCGUCAGACAAUUGAGGAAAGGAAAGAGCGGCUUGAGAGUCUGAAUAUUCAGCGUGAGAAAGAAGAAUUGGAGCAGAGGGAAGCUGAACUCCAGAAAGUACGGAAGGCUGAAGAAGAGAGGCUAAGACAGGAGGCAAAAGAGAGAGAGAAGGAACGUAUCUUACAAGAACAUGAACAAAUCAAAAAGAAAACUGUUCGAGAGCGGCUGGAACAGAUCAAGAAAACAGAACUGGGUGCCAAAGCAUUCAAAGAUAUUGAUAUUGAAGAUCUUGAAGAACUGGAUCCAGAUUUCAUCAUGGCUAAGCAGGUUGAACAACUAGAGAAAGAAAAGAAGGAACUUCAGGAACGCCUGAAGAAUCAAGAAAAGAAGAUUGAUUAUUUUGAAAGAGCUAAACGUUUGGAAGAAAUCCCUUUAAUAAAAAGUGCUUAUGAAGAACAGAGAAUUAAAGACAUGGAUCUGUGGGAACAACAAGAAGAAGAAAGAAUUACUACUAUGCAGCUAGAACGGGAAAAGGCUCUUGAACACAAGAAUCGAAUGUCACGAAUGCUUGAAGACAGAGAUUUAUUUGAAAUGCGACUCAAGGCAGCACGACAGUCUGUUUAUGAGGAAAAACUUAAACAGUUUGAAGAGCGAUUAGCAGAAGAAAGGCAUAAUCGCUUGGAAGAACGUAAAAGGCAACGUAAAGAAGAACGCAGAAUAACCUACUAUAGAGAAAAGGAAGAGGAAGAGCAAAGAAGGGCAGAAGAGCAAAUGCUAAAAGAGCGUGAAGAGAGAGAACGUGCAGAACGGGCAAAACGUGAGGAAGAGCUUCGAGAAUAUCAGGAGCGGGUCAAGAAGUUAGAAGAAGUAGAGAGGAAAAAACGCCAGAGGGAGCUGGAAAUUGAAGAAAGGGAGCGUCGUAGAGAGGAAGAGAGAAGACUUGGUGAAGAUCCACUUUCUAGAAAGGACUCUCGCUGGGGAGACAGAGAUUCAGAAGGUACAUGGAGAAAAGGACCUGAAGUCGAAUCUGAGUGGAGAAGAGGCCCACCAGGCCCACCAGAGAAGGAGUGGAGACGUGGAGAAGGGCGAGAUGAGGAGAGGCCUGUUAGAAGAGAUGAAGAUCGCCCAAGGCGGUUGGGAGAAGAUGAAGAUAGAGAGUCUUCUGUUAGACCAGAUGAAGAUCGGAUUCCCAGGCGGGGCAUGGAUGAUGACAGAGCCCCUCGACGUGGUCCUGAUGAAGAUAGGUUCCCUCGCCGUGGGGCAGAUGAGGAUCGGCCUUCCUGGCGCAAUGCGGAUGAUGACAGGCCCCCCAGGCGAAUUGGUGAUGACGACAGGCCCCCUAGGCGACUCGGUGAUGACGACAGGCCCCCCAGGCGACUCGGUGAUGACGACAGGCCUCUCAGACGAAUCGGUGAUGAAGAUAGGGGAAGCUGGCGGCAUAUGGAUGAUGAUAGACCACCUAGACGAGGGCUGGAUGAGGACAGAGGAAAUUGGCGGGCAGCUGAUGAGGACCGAGGACCAAGACGUGGUAUGGAUGAAGAUCGGGGGCCACGGCGAGGAGGUGCUGAUGAUGAGCGGUCAUCCUGGCGUAAUGCGGAUGAUGACCGAGGCCCAAGGAGAGGCCUGGAUGAUGACCGGGGGCCCAGGCGCGGGCUGGAUGAUGACCGGGGGCCCAGGCGCGGGCUAGAUGAAGAUCGAGGACCUUGGAGGAAUGCCGAUGAUGAUAGAAUUCCCAGGCGUGGUACAGAUGAUGACAGGGGUCCUUGGAGAAACAUGGAUGAUGACCGGAUCUCAAGACGGGCUGAUGAUGAUCGCAUUCCCAGCAGAAGGGGCGAGGACUCAAGACCUGGUCUCUGGAGACCAUUUGUCAAGCCAGGUGGAUGGAGAGAGAAAGAAAAAGCCAGAGAAGAAAGUUGGGGUCCACCUCGAGAAUCAAGACCACCAGAAGAACGUGAAUGGGACAGAGAAAAAGAAAGAGAGAGAGAUGGUCAAGAUCGUGAAGAGAAUGACAAGGAUCCAGAGAGAGAAAGGGACAGAGAGAGAGAUGGGGAACGAGAGGAUCGCUUCCGAAGACCGAGGGAUGAAGGAGACUGGAGAAGAGGGCCAGCUGAGGAAGCUUCGAGCUGGAGAGAUUCAGGUCGCCGUGACGAUAGAGAUAGAGAUGACCGCCGACGUGAGAGGGAUGAUCGCCGAGACCUAAGAGACCUAAGAGAAAGACGAGAUGACAGAGACCGCAGGGGACCUCCUAUCAGAUCAGAGCGUGAAGAAGUGAGCUCCUGGAGACGUGCUGAUGACAGGAAAGAUGACCGUGCAGAGGAGCGGGAUGCCCCUCGUCGUGUUCCUCCUCCAGCUCUUUCAAGAGAUCGAGAGAGAGACCGAGACCGGGAAAAAGAAGGUGAAAAAGAGAAGGCCUCAUGGAGAGCUGAGAAAGAGAAGGAAUCUCUUCGUCGUACUAAAAAUGAGACUGAUGAAGAUGGAUGGACUACAGUACGACGUUAA